Messenger RNA from Danio rerio (zebrafish), 2153 nucleotides. Lineage: Eukaryota; Metazoa; Chordata; Actinopteri; Cypriniformes; Danionidae. The record is from RefSeq and is a predicted model, not a curated record.
AGACUCUGGGUCCACAUCAGUUCCCCUCACAGUUCCUGAUACCAUCACUACAUGGAAAACUGAGGCCUUCUGUCUGUCCUCCAAUGGUUUUGGUCUGGCUCCACCAGCUCUGUUGACUGCCUUCCAGCCCUUCUUCCUAGAGCUCACCCUGCCUUACUCCAUAAUCCGUGGGGAGGUUUUUGAGCUAAAGGCCACAGUCUUCAAUUAUCUGUCCCAAUGCAUCAAGGUUCAAGUGACUCCAACGCCAUCCUCCAACUUCACUCUAAACUCUCUUGAUCAGUCUUCAUCCACUCUCGUUGCCAAUGGGAGAAAGACCUUCAAAUGGGCUUUAACUGCUUCUGUUAUUGGAACUGUAAAUGUGACCAUCAGUGCCCAGGCUAACCCAUCCCAGGAACUGUGUGGUAAUCGGGUUGUGACUGUACCAUCAAGAGGACGCAUUGACAUAGUCACUCGUAGUCUGCUGGUUCUGGCUGAAGGAGUCAAAAGAACUUUCACCCGGAGUUGGUUACUCUGUCCAAAGGGAAGCAUGCUUUCAGAAGAUGCGAGGAUCACCUUUCCAAAGAAUGUCAUCCAGGGAUCAGCCAGAUGCUCUGUAUCAGUCAUUGGGGACAUAAUGGGUCGUGCACUAAAGAAUCUGGCUAACUUGCUACAGAUGCCUUAUGGCUGUGGAGAACAGAAUAUGAUCAUUCUUGGUCCCAAUAUUUACAUCCUACGGUAUCUGAAAGUAACUGCACAGCUCACCCCAGCCAUCCAAGACACUGCCAUGACUUAUCUUCAGAGUGGAUAUCAAGGACAGCUGAACUACAGGCACAGUGAUGGUUCAUUCAGCACUUUUGGUUAUGAUGAAUCCAAUACAUGGUUGACGGCCUUUGUCAUGAGGACUUUUGGUCUAGCGAGGAGCUUCACCUACAUAGACCCCAACGUUCUUCAGAGUGCAAAGGACUGGUUGAUAAGCAAGCAGGCUUCAAAUGGCUGUUUUGUGCAACAGGGGACUCUCUACCACAAUGACAUGAGAGGUGGAGUUGGUGAUAACGUGACCAUGACUGGCUACAUCGUUGCAGCACUGCUUGAAAUUGGAGUCCCUGUCACGGACCCUGUCAUUACUAAGGCUCUGUCGUUUUUGAGGCCUCUUGUUGGAAAUCUGGGGAACACCUAUGUCACUGCUCUGCUCGCCUACACCUUCAGUCUGGCUGGAGAGACCAGCACUCGAGCACAGCUUUUAAAUUCCUUGAGAAACACUGCCAUUUCUGAAGGUACUACUCUCCACUGGUCUCAGACUACAUCAGGGGACACUCUGGCAGUGGAGAUCAGUGCAUAUGUGCUGUUAGCAGUUCUCACUGUACAGCCUGUGACCACUGCUAAUCUGGGCUAUGCUAACCGCAUUGUCAACUGGCUUGUGGCCCAGCAGAAUCCCUAUGGUGGUUUCUCCUCCACUCAGGACACCGUGGUGGCUCUUCAGGCUAUGGCUUUAUAUGCUAGUCUCGUGUUCAGUUCUGGAGGUUCCAGCACAGUUACCGUUCAGUCCUCAGUGCCAGCAGGAGAUGUGUACAACUUUGCUGUGACUCCCAACAACCGCUUGCUGUAUCAGGAGAGUCCACUCAACAACUUUCCAGGCACAUAUAGUGUUGUAGCUUCGGGAUCCACUUGUGUGUCAGUCCAGGUUGCCUGUUUUUACAACAUUCCGACUCCUGUUGUGGUUGCCAAAACACUGAGUGUUGUUGCAAAGGUGACUGGAAACUGCAAGGGGUCACCAGUCAAUCUGAUGUUGACCUUCACAGUCAAAUACACUGGUCCAAAACCAACUACUAACAUGCUUCUGGUGGACAUCAAGGUGUUGUCAGGAUUCACUGCAGACACAUCACUGCUUGGAUCUCCACCCAAUUUCUCUCCAUUGGUGCAGAGGGUGGAUACUGAAGGUGAUCGUGUGCUUGUCUAUCUACAAGAGGUUCCCAAAGGCGUCCCAGUGACCUACAGUAUACAGCUGACACAGACUGUUGCAGUGAAGAAUCUCAAGCCAGCAGUCAUCAAUGUUUAUGACUAUUAUCAGAGAAGUGAAAGUUUUGAGACCACAUACACUUCUGUCUGUUCAUGAUUGGGAUUCAGUUCUGGCUACUCCAUGUAUUUAAAAAGUAAAUAAAUGUCCUUGUAUUUAA